Messenger RNA from Parasteatoda tepidariorum (common house spider), 6195 nucleotides. Its product is annotated as protein spinster homolog 1. Gene Ontology annotation, cellular component: membrane. Lineage: Eukaryota; Metazoa; Arthropoda; Arachnida; Araneae; Theridiidae. The record is from RefSeq and is a predicted model, not a curated record. Gene Ontology annotation, biological process: transmembrane transport. Gene Ontology annotation, molecular function: transmembrane transporter activity.
CCCAAAUUUGACCUGAGCACUAUCAAUCUCCCAUUCAGUACCCCCCAGAGGAACAAAAAAAAAAAAAUCGAAAUUAGUGAUGUAUUUUGAUUUCCAGGAGUGAAUCGGAAUGUAGCGGCAGCGCUGAACCAUAAGCAAUUACCUAAUUUUUCAAAGUGAAGAAAAAGAAGUUGAAAACUUUCCGUCAUUUACUACUACUUUGAUUUCAAUGUGUGCAUUUGUUUGUAUACUUUCUUAUCUGAAAUCAGUUGUUUAAUAUGUCUGUGUCAUCUGGAAUGUCAUGAUAUCGUAAUUAUACUUCUAAAAUUAAUCAUGGAAGAAAGAAAUUUAAUAAAUGACCAAACUGUUGUAAAUAGGCAUCUAAUUAAAGCCCCUUUCGCCUCUACAGGAACAAUCGCUAUUUCAGAAAAUGACAAUGUUGAAACAGUUAAUGCUCCCGCUUUUUCAAAUGCUGUUGAACGAACUGACAGUACUGUAUCAUCAUCCAACUUUAGCAGUAGAAAGGCUAACAUAGCGGUUAUUAUUCUUUGUUAUAUCAAUCUCAUAAAUUACAUGGACAGAUACACUCUUGCAGGUGUCUUAAAAGAUGUUAAAGGUUAUUAUGGAUUAGAUGAUAAAAAAGCUGGUCUGUUACAAACAUCAUUCAUUCUAAGUUAUUUGAUAAUGGCUCCUAUCUUUGGCUAUCUUGGGGAUAGAUACAAUCGGAAAAUUAUUAUGGCUUGUGGCAUUUCAUUUUGGAGUGCAACUACAUUCUUUGGUUCCUUUGUUCCUCCUCAUUAUUACAAGUUGUUUAUAUUUUCACGUGCAUUGGUUGGUACUGGUGAAGCAAGUUACUCAACUAUAGCACCCACUGUUAUAGCUGAUUUGUUUACUGGAACAACUAGAACUAGAAUGCUUUCCUUGUUUUAUUUUGCAAUUCCUGUUGGAAGUGGUUUAGGUUACAUCGUUGGACCUGAGGUAGCAAAUAGAAUUGGUCAUUGGUACUGGGCUUUGAGAGUGACUCCGGGCCUUGGUAUUUUAGCUGUGAUCUUAUGUUUGACUGUUUUGAUUGAACCUCCACGUGGAAGAGCUGAUGGAGGAGUUGUUUCAAAUACCACAAGUGUUUUUCAAGAUAUCAUUGAAGUUUUAAAAAUACCAUCUUUCAUAUGGGUGACUUUGGGUUUCACUUGUGUCACAUUCUCCGUAGGAGCUCUUGCUUGGUGGGUACCAGAUUUUAUGGAUUCCGCUAUUGAAGUACAUGGAGAAAAACCAGAUAAAACUUAUUUAUCCCUUGUAUUUGGAGUGAUCACAUGCUUUGCAGGAAUAGUUGGAGUUGUGCUUGGGUCAAUAUGUUCUCAGUAUUGGAGAAGAUAUAAUCCCAGAGCAGAUCCUUUAAUCUGUGCAUACAGUAUGAUGUUUUCAAUCCCUCUUGUUUAUGCUGCUUGUCUUACUGCCUCAUCAAAUAAUACUUUAUCAUAUGUGUGUAUAUUCUUUGGCGUAACAUUGUUAUGCAUGAACUGGGUUUUGGUUGCUGACAUUGUUUUAUAUGUUGUCAUACCUCAAAGAAGAUCAAUGGCUGAAGCUAUUCAAAUUUCUUUGUCUCAUGUUCUUGGUGAUGCCUGUAGUCCUUAUAUUGUGGGUGUUUUAUCUGAUGCAAUUUCAAAUGGUGAUAAAAGUCCUUUAUCCACCUUUAAAAGUCAGCAAUAUGCUCUCUUUCUUCCAAUGUUUAUUUUAGUCCUUGGUUCAGCCUUCUUUUUCAUAAACUCAUUUUACAUUGUUCAAGACAAGGAAAAAUGUACUAAGGAAACCCAUGGUGAUAUUUAUUCUUCUCAAGCGUCAAUUAUGCCUGAUCCAGUUGGUUCACAAAAUAAUUUUGAAUGAAAAAUAGAUUCAUAAUGUUUAUGUUUGUUUUAUGAAGAGUGGUAUUGUUUACUAUUUUGCUCAAAGUCUAUUACAUCUAUACAUUCUAUCUCUAUAUGUUUAUAUAUAUGUUAGUUUAGGUGUUUUGAAAAUUAUUAUAGGUUUAUCUUAAGCACAUACUACUUGAAAAUUAAUGUUAAGUUAUUACUUAUGUGAAAAUAAUGUUCCUUAUUUUUGUUGAUGUGUGAUAUUAAACUUCCAGUGAGAUUUCUUCUUGUGAAAACGUAGUUGCAAUGUGUGUACACUAAAUUUUUUUUUACAUAUCAAUCAAUGGCAAUAAGCAUACAAAAGUUUGGGAACAACUGAUUUAAGCUAUGCAAAGUAAUAUACAAAUGUUUUAAGUGCAACGGUUCCAAACAAAGUAUAUUUAUUUUAAUCUAAUUAUAUGUUUAAGGUAUUAAAACUCUUCAUUAAAGUCUCUGUAGUCUCUAAAAUGACAGUUUUUGCUGAAUAAGAUGCUAUUUUUAUAACCUUUUGAGAAUUUUCAAUAGUUAUUCAAGAUUAUUAAGUUUAAAGCCUUCUCUGGCAGCGUCGCAUCUCAGAAGUUUAGCUUUUUUGUGCCCGUAUGGUCCCCGUUGUAUGCCAUGUGACGAAAAGAAAAAUUGUAUCGCCCAACUGAAUUAGUCUCUACAUACACAUCUCUUUAAAUCUUGCAAUUAUUUUUAUAUUUCAGAAUAUUGCUAAGAAAUGGCGCAACUAGUCCCAUUUUCUUCACAAUUAAUACAGUGAGAUUUCCCACCUUGAAUUGCAAUCAAAAUCAUUUUGUACUUUCUGUAAUUUCGCUUUCAUUAGUGUCACCUUUGAAUGUCAAAAUAGUUAUGAUGGUUUUGUGAUAAAAGUAAGUUUUACGCUCUGAUGCCCAAGACUGAUUGCAAAGCUGUUUUAACGGUAAGGUUGGAAAAUUAUUUUCCUAACUAUUUUCUACCUAAUAUUAAUAAUUAUUUUAUGCAGAUAUUUAUUGUAAAUGCCUUAAAGCAAUAGAGUUAAUAAAUAUGUUAUCACAGUGAGUUUUUUAAAGAUAAAACUUGAGUGCAUUGCAGGGAAAACUGGAGAUAUUUUACCAUAUAAUUAAAAAAUUCCUUUGCUGACAAAAAUAUUUUGCAUUAUUGAAUUUGGGAUAAAACAUUUUCAGCUAUAAAAAAACGCUUUUUUUUUCAUUUUUUUUUUCUUCAGUGGGUUGGAAAUUUGAAGGAAAAAAAUCUGACAGAAAAGAGGUUAAGUUUAACAUAUAUUUAACCAACGCCUUCUAUACUAAUUUUAAAAAAGGCUUGAAAUGACAAUAUGAAAAAUAUACAAAAUUUUGUAUAAAGAAAAGUGUAGGAUUUAAUUUUUUUAUUAUUUGGGAAGCUACUCCAAUGUUGCAUUGUCUGGCUUAUUAAAAAUGUUCAAAAGUUGAGAAAUAUUGACUGAUUUCAGUAAUUUUCAUCUAAGGUGGAAAAAUUUUACUAAACUGGCAGUUUUUAAAAAUGCUUAACUUUUUUUUUUAAAUCCUAAAUUUUUUCUUAUAUGGUCCAUAUAAUUCUGUAUGGUAUAUAUAGUUUAAAAUUAUAGCAUUGCUUCAAAUUUAAACCACUUGUGUUUUUUUUUUUUUUUUUNUUUUUUUUUUUUUUUUUUUUUUUUUUUUUUUUUUUUGCUUUGAAACAUUUAAUUAGGAGAUUUAGCAUCAUAAACAUUUACACAUAAAGAUAAUAAGAAGAAAUCCUAGCCAUUUUUUUGAAUGCUUGCAUAUUAAACAUCAUUAUUCUAUUAUUCUAAGAAUUAAAAUUUAAUUCUUGCCACAGCAAAAGCAUUUUUUUUUUCGAACCAAUUGUUAGUAAUAUAUAUUUUAUUUAAUUAGUUUACACUGUUAUUAAUAUUCUGCAUAAAUUAUUUUUUUCAGUUCCUUUUCACAAUUAUAAGCCUUUAAUUUUUUAGGAAUGUUUAAAAUAUAGCUGAUUCUUUAAAGACAACAGUUUGAGUAAAUCUAGCUAUUCAAUAAUGAAUAAUUUUUUUUUAAAGAAAUUCAUUAAGUCUGUAUGCAAAUAGAUUUUAAUUAAUCUUCUCAUUUGAAAAAUAAUAAUGCAAUUGAGGAUGUUUUCUGGUAUAAGUCUUAUUAUUUCAUUCUUAUAUUAAUGCAGUUGUAAAUAACAUGCUGAUUGCAUUUCAAAGUAAGUGUAAAAAAGUAUUUAUAACUUUUUAAAUGAUUCAGUUUCUUGAACUGAUCUAUCUGUUCACUACACCUCAACUUUCCCAAGUCACAUGAAUUUGUUAUAAGCCAAUGAAAAUUAUUUUCCAUCUGUGAUUCUUUAUUCCAAUCGACAAAACAGAUUUCCUGAAUACACCUUAUUCACUUCUCUUGCAAGAGUACAGAAAUUCUAAAUUCGGUGUGGUUCAAUUGUUAAGUUAGCUUAAACUGAAGUAUGUUCACACGCACAUAACAUAGAUGUAGUAUGUGUUAGUACAUGUAAUCAAAAAAUUAUUAAAAAUAGUGCUUUACUUUUAAAUUGUAUUUUUUAAAAAGUGAUAGAUUUUUCUUAAAAUAUUUUAUUUAACCUCUUCAUCCCCAUGGCCUUAAGCUUAUUUCACUAAACCGUCCUGUCCUUUAUAAGAGAUCUUGCUUUUUACCAACUUUGUAAGCAAACCUGCUAAAACUCGUUCAAAAUCAUUCUUUUGUACAUCAAUUUUGAUUGCUAUCUUGACCUAUCAUAUUCCAUUCUUAAAAUUAAACUCUGAAUUGUAGAAAAUGGAUAGUAAUGUGUAUAAUCCAUAAAUCUUUUUUUUUUUAUUCAAAGUAGGUUUAGAAUAAAUACUUUGUUUGAUUUAAAUUUUACUGUUUAUAUGUAAUUGAAAGAUUCAGUCUUGUGAGUAAUAAACCAUAAUUACUUUGAUUUCUCAAAAGUUUCUUUUUUUAUAUCUUAAAGAUUUUCUUCUGUUAUGUAAUAAAUUCUGGUAAAAAUACCCCUUGUAUAUUUAUCCAUCAGUGUCUAAUUUAUUAAAAAAAAAAGUGCCUUAUAAAAAUUAUUCUGUGAAUUUCUUUUGAUUGAUCAACGUAACUACUUAAAAAUGUUUUUUUUUAUUUUUAUUAGAGGCAAUCUAUAUAUAGUAGAGAUAAAGAUUUGUUAUUUCAUAUCAAUUAGAUGUGGAAGAGUUUGCAUAUGAUACUGUAAUACCUUGUUUGCAAUUGUUUUUAUAGUAUAUUUAUUUAUUCAAUUUUAAUGAAAAAAAUAUUUCAAUUAUUAACGAAAAUGCACUGCUAAAAUAACUGUAAUUAAUGAAAAUAUAUUUUUUUUUUGGUAACAAUGAAAAUAAUUUAAAUGUCUUUAAUAUGUUUGCUGCCAAUCUCACAACGAAACAAAAAGCAACUUUACUGACCAUCAUGCAAUGGUCAGCAGCGACGGUGUUAAUGCAUAAAAGGAAAAUUACUAAAAAUCAUAAUAAUCUAUAUGUUUUUGUUAAUGUUAAAAUGUUAUUUAUUGUAUAUCAUCUUCAAGAAACUUCUAAAACAAUCAUAUAUUUGUAUUAACUACCUCAUUCUAUCAUUGUUGUUAGUAUUUUUAAUAGUUGUAUUUUACAUAGAUAAUGAAUUAAUUUGUAAUGUCUACUGUGUGAAUCAAUAUGUAGAAUUUUUUAAAAUUCUUUUUUUAAUAUUAGUUAAUAAGUUUAAUAAACUUUUUUUUACUUUUGUAUGUUUAUUAAUCAUGCAAUGCAAUAAUAAGGGAAAAUAUGUUUUUUAAAUUGUUUUAAAUGAUCUGAUACUUUAUGAAAAAUUUUAAUUGCUGUGUACAGAUAUAUAUUCAUUGUAAAAUAAGUACAUAAUCUGAUAAUCUACUAAUCAUUUUGUAGAUUUAUUAUUUUAAAGUUAAGAUUUUUUUUAUACUUAAUAUUGUUUUUUUUUUAUAGUUAAUAAUUAUAUCCUUAUAAAUUUUAUGAUUAUAAUAGUUUUUAAUCAUAAAAAAUUUUAUUUUACAACUAUCCAUUUUUUUUUCAUUUGAGUGUUGUGCAUGUUUAUAUUUUAAUUUGUGAAAUUAAAAAAUAUAUGCAUUAGUUUUAAACAUGAAAUAGAACGCUUUGAUAAAAUAGUUUUUGUAUUAAAAUGAUUUUUGUAUUUAAAUGAAUUUUACUGUAAGUGCCUUAAAAUAUUCUUAAAUAAUUAGUGGGGGUAUUAUUUUGGCAUGUCUAAUGUGCAAUUCUAGUCUUUCACUUAUUCUUAGCUCAUUUCAUGAAGCAUAGCUGUAUUUUUUUUUUAAUCUAACUGCGUUGUAUUAUUUUAACAAAUUCAUAAUUGUUUGAAUUUAUAAAUAAAUAUUAAAGCUUUGA